Dermacentor andersoni is the source of this 8801-nucleotide messenger RNA. RefSeq names its product synapsin (gene Syn). Gene Ontology annotation, cellular component: synaptic vesicle membrane; synaptic vesicle. Gene Ontology annotation, biological process: neurotransmitter secretion. Gene Ontology annotation, molecular function: metal ion binding; ATP binding. NCBI's taxonomy places the organism in Eukaryota, Metazoa, Arthropoda, Arachnida, Ixodida, Ixodidae. The record is from RefSeq and is a predicted model, not a curated record.
AUGCAGUCGGGGGAGGAGGAGGAGGAGCGGGCGGCGGCCUCGUCCGCCCAGCAGCCGAGCACCGCCACCACGGCGGCGCCAGCGGGCCAGUACCCGGCGACCAAUCCGUUCUCGUCGUCGUCAGCCGCCGCAGCCAAGAUUUCCUUCUCCAGCUUCAAGCAGGGCUUCACCAGCACCACAAACUACCUCCGGCGGCGCUUCUCGUCGGGCGACCUCUCCGGGGAGCUCGACGACCAGCCCGGGGCCGCCGGCGAUGCGCCCGCCGCCGGAGCAGCGGGGGGCGCCUCCGCCACGGCGGCCAGCGCCGGGAAUGCGGGCACCGCACAGCCCGGGGACACCGACCUCUCCCUCAACCUGCGCCCGAGCUCGGCCACGAGCGCGCCCAGCUCGCCGGCGCGCAGCGGGGUCAGCUCGUUGCUGUCGCGCGGCGCCUCGCUGACCGGCCGUGUGGUGGGCGGAGGUGGAUCGGGCGGAAGCACGGUCGUCGGACCCGGCAAGGAGCGGCAGCUCACGUUGCUCGUGGUGGACGACGCGCACACCGACUGGGCCAAGCACUUCCGCGGCCGCAAGGUGCACGGCGAGUGGGACGUGCGCGUCGAGCAAGCAGAAUUCAAGGACCUCAGCAUAUGGGCCAGUUCAGAGGCGGGCGCCACCGUCAGCAUGGCGGCCAUGAGGCAGGGAACCAAGGUGGUCCGCUCGUUCCGGCCGGACAUGGUGCUGGUGCGGCAGCACGUGCGCGACGGCAGCCGCGACAACCGGCCCUUCCUGCUGUGCCUGCGGCUCGGGGGCGUGCCGGCGGUCAACUCGCUGCACAGCCUGUACAACUUCCAGGACAAGCCGUGGGUGUUCGCCCAGCUGCAGGGCGCCCAGCGGCGCCUGGGCCGCGAACAGUUUCCCCUCGUGGAGCAGAGCUUCUUCCCCAACCACGCCGACAUGCUGGCGGCGUCCAAGUUCCCCUGCGUGGUGAAGGUGGGCCACGCGCACGGCGGACUGGGCAAGGUGCGCGUCCAGAGCCAGCAGGAGCUGCAGGACGUGGCCGGCCUGGUGGCGCUCUCGGGCGACUACUGCGUCGUCGAACCGUUCGUCGAGGCCAAGUGCGACCUGCACAUCCAGAAGAUCGGCUCCGCCUACAAGUGCUUUGUGCGCAAGAGCAUCAGCGGACACUGGAAGGCCAACGUGGGAUCGGCCAUGCUCGAGCAGGUUCCCCUCGCCGACCGGCACCGGCUGUGGGUGGACACGGUGUCCGAGCUGUUCGGCGGCCUCGACAUCUGCGCCGUCGAGGCCAUACAGGCCAAGGACGGCAGGGAGUUCAUCACCGAGGCCAACGACUCGGCCAUGCAGCUACUGGGCGAGAGCCAGGAGGAAGACCGGCGCUUUAUCGCUGACUUGGUGCUCCAGCGGAUGCAGCAGUACUGCCGGCCGCCGCCCCAGCAGAUGGGCGGCGGCGCUGCGCCCGUACCCGUACCCGCCGCAGCAGUACCCGCCGCGGUGCCCCCUGCAGCAGCAGCAGCCGCCACACAGGAACCGCGGGCCGCCAACACGCGGCCACGGCGGGAGAGCCAGACGAGCGAGAAGGGCGAGGACCCGGACGACACCAUGAGGAACCUGCGCAAGACCUUCGCCGGUGUUUUCGGAGACAUGUAGGCGGAUGCAGACGACACAACGCGUCCCCCUCGCCGCCGCCGCAGCAGCAGCAGACGGCGCACAUCUCCAGCAAGCAAGCAGGCACAGGGGGCGCAACCCGCUUAGCCGUAGCUCAUCGUGUACUAGAAAAUGCUGCAGGGCAACCUCGAUGAUGACGCCGAGUCCCCACGGGGCGACGGCGAGCAAAAAGAGACGCGCUAGCCCGUCACGCACCGAGGUCCUCCCGAGAGCCCAGACUCGCCUCACUGUCGUGGGAAACAUCGCACUUAGGCCGGGCAAAAAGCAUUCCCUCGCCGUUGAGCCUAGUGGGGAAAAUCACGAACCGACGAUACCUUUUGUGUCUUACGAGAGCCUUUCAACACCGCCUUCCGAUUUUUGAAAAAAAGAAAAGAAUGAAUAAGAUAUCGUACGUAACGUGCCACAGAUUGCACACCUACCGAAUGCGACCGAACACGAGCAGACAUAAUAAGAGAAGGCGGGCGCAUGCCGCGGAAACCUGGUUACCUUAGGUUUCGCACACCGCCAGGGUGAAAGUGACAGUGGCGCAGCCAGAAAUUUUUCCCGGGCGGAGGCACCAAUAUCACCGGGGACGGAGAGGGUAAGGCAAAAUAAGAGCGUGGGGAGUGUCCGGUGUGACACUGCAUGGCUCCAAUACUGGAAAGUGGCAGUGUUAUUGUCAGAAGAUUUGUGCGAGCGCUAUGUCAGCGUCAUGACACAAAGUCUAUAGUUGCGUUUAACCAACGGAUCCGUCCUCCAUUCGGCAAGCCUUCGUUUUACUGAUGAGUGGUGCUUUCUUCUGCGGCCUUACGUUAGCCGCCGAAACGCGAAUGAUGAACCCAGCAAGCCCAAACAGUAGCACUAUCUGAAUUUGUUUCCGACAAUCAGCUACAGGUAGGCCUAGAAGGCCUUGGAAGAGCACAUCCGGUCAGAAGGCCCUUAGAAACUACGCAACUUAACCACGUAUGUUUGGUUACGUUGGUUGAGCGAAUGAACACUUGUAUUUUAGGAAGAUGAUGUCACACUGGAAGGUCAGGCCAUGGAAACGCACGAGCAAUCUGAUUUACACAGUCGACUCCCGUUGAUUACACCUUUGUGGGAUCGCAAGGGUCGGUCGAAUUAACAAACGGCGGCAAAAUGAACUAAUUCAAUUUUUUUUAUACGACAGCGUCAAAUGACUCACUGAGUGAAAAAGCCAACGUCUGUCAUCUGCAGCAGUGAAACGGCAAAUAGAUUUCUAUUGGCUGCGACGCCACGCCACGAGCGCGCCUCGAUAGAGCAGAGCGGGCGAAACGGCAUACGUGCUGCAGCCGUAGCGCGCCAGGUGUUCGUGAUGGGAGAGGGCAUCACCGCGACGGCACGUCGCCCUCGCAGGCCUGCGUUAUCCGCGCGUUUCUUUUCCGCGCAAGCUCUCGCCCGAGUUCUAACUGCGCCUCGGUAAGGCCGAAUGAAAACGCGCCAAGCGUCUCAACGCGUCGCUUGCCCGCGGGGAGUCCACAACUCGAAGGACCGCUCAGCGGCGUUCAAUUGGACAUUAAUGCUUUCGUAUUCACAACUCCUAAGGAGUGCUUAGGUAUCCUCAAAUUUCAUUUUUUUUCUUUUCUUUUUCUAUUAUUAUUAUUAUUUUUUUGUAGCUCGUCGUCGUCGGUAAGCGGUCCGCAUUACUCAACGCAGCAGUCGGAGCUGACAAAGACCCCAAAAGAGAUAUCGCCCAGGGCGCAGCGCAAGUCGUCAUCACUGCAGGACAGGUUACUGCCGUCACCGUCGCCGCCUAGGGAAACAGUAACGUCGUCUGCUGAAUUUCUUGUUUUCCAGCUUUUAGUGAACGCGGCACGCAUGAGAGGGCGCCGGUGGCAGUUUGUCGGCUCGAAUUAGCCGAAGCGGCAUCCUUUCGCGUUCGAACUAGACGUUUCCUUCCGUAGCAGUGUAUGGCUUCCCGCCGGCACUUCCCAGUGCGUUCGAAUCGAGCGAAAAUACGAAUUUGCCAAGGUCGAAUUAACGGAAGUCGACUGUACAAGGACUGAUGGUUCUAGGCCUAUGGCCGGAUACACUGCAUCUUCUUUGACGUCGUGAGGAGUGCUCUUACAUUUUACGUGACGUAACCGCCCAGUGCAGCUGUUGUUCACAAAAUAGCCGCCAGAUAUGCUCUUUCAUGCAAACGGCUUUACGUAGGUGCCCUCGUGUGUUUGAGUCAUAUCUGAUGUGAACGGCUUCUUCGCGCUUAAGAGCCCCUGUAGCUUUCUACACAGACCCUUCACGGGAAGCUCAAGGCUUAUCAGGGGGAAAACGCGGAGAGCUAUAGUGAUGCAUGUCUGCCUUAGUUGGCAAUUGAGGGAUAAUGGACACUGUCGAUCACUGACGACGCCGAUUAAGCGCCUGGGACGCACAAACCUUAGAACAGUUGCGGUGUAUAGUUACAAAGCAUGCGUCCUUCAGAGUCGGGAAGGCAAUCCGUCUCUCCGUGUCCGGGGAGCAUCACAGACGCGCUAUGGAAAGCACGAAAUCAGAGUUGACAACGAGAGCGAUAACACGGUCACCCAGCGGCGCGACACAGGUGUACGCUUGAGUCUAUGCACGAAAUAUUCACAAUUUUCGCUGUUUCGAGAAGUACGACACCCAUAAAUGUUCAAACUCUGGGAGAAGUGUCGUAGACAGAAUUUUUUGCGGAGGGAGGGAGGGAGGGAGGGAGGGGGGGGAGGGUUACGCCGCAUGAGUCGGUGAGCACUCAUAAACGUAAAGAUAGGCGACCAGUUUCCGAAAGCGAUAUUUCUUAGUUCCGCCAAGAUGCGCGACAGCACAAAUACAAGCAGACUGUCGAAGUGAUGAAGGCAGAAAAUUUCAUUCUUGUGUCAAGGUGCGAGCUGGAGCACGCUAAUAUCAGUCCAUAGCAGUCUCGCAUGGCCAGAAAAAGAACUUGCUGCUGCCCAAGUUGAGGUACAUAUAAAGAAAUAAUAGCGUGUUCUGAAACAGCCGCACAGAAAAGAACUGCACGGUAAGCGCCACCUUCAGUGUGGUUACGUUCCGGCCAGUGUGGUUACGUUCCAGCCAUGGUUUGAUAAGGUGGCCCCUUUUAGUCGUACCAGCAACAGGCUUCGGAAGACGUUCACAGAUAUGCAACUUUGGCCUCGCUUUCCGAUUCAUUACGAUAUUAAAGGGACACUAAAGUGAAAAAUGAUUUCUUCUGCAUCAGUAAAUUACCUUUCUACAACACCAAAAACACCAUUCUUACAACGAUAAGACGUUUGGCAAGCCAGAAAAAGCGCAAGAACGAAAUACGGGUGGCGACGCCUACUUAAGUUCCCGCACCUGGUGGCUGUGACGUCAUGGAUUUUUAUGGCAUCUUCUAGAGCCUACUCAUUAUAUAUAGCUAUACAUAUUGACUGCAUUGUGUUCUAAAGGAACCAAAUAUUAAACAUGGCAAGUUUCGGGAACCUUUACUCAGCCAACGCAGCCCAAAUGCGAAUACAUAAUUUGGAAUCCCUGACGUCACGCUGACGUACCGGCGCUGGGGUUUCGGCGCGAAAUUCAAAUACUGAUACUUGGACCUUCAUUUUCUCAUCUAAUAAUCAAACAAUUUUUUUGAAAUGACUGCCUGCAGGGUUCUGAAACAAUGCUUCAUUAGACUAAACUGAUUUAUUGUUUCGCUUUAGUGUCCCUUUAAAGAGCGCGAGAAAAAAAAGAAUAUGAAUAGGUGCACAUAAUGUGGCGAAGAUUCCGCACAUGUUCUGUAACGGCGAGUCGAGAGCUCUGCUGGCGCUUGGCGUCCUCAUACGAGCUCUACCGCGAAAAUCCCGAACCUACACCUACAACGUCACGCGUGGUUCUCGUGGGGAGCUCGCGCAUAUCACCGAGGUUCCCCUGCAUUGCCCUCUUGUGGCGAGAAAAACGUGAUGGUGAUGCAGUUCUUUGUUAACGUCGUUGUUAUUAAAAGACGCGGCUGACCGACAAUAUAUAGGCGCAUCGUGGCCAACGGCGGAGUCGCAUAGGCGGUCGCUCUCUUCGUUCGUGAAGAACAGCGCGCACUGAACACGCCAGCUAAAGAGGAGACAUCGAGAUAGGGCGCCUUUUCGUUCGUCUGUUGCACUCGUGCUAUUAGCCAUGAAUUCCUACUAGCUCGCAUCAUCUUGGUGAUAGCCAUGUUCGCGAUGCAUUCAAGCUGUACCUGCUCCAGCUUUGUUAGGCCCGAUUACUUGCGACGCUUUUACUUUCUGUUACGCACGGUCAUCGUUACGCCUGUUCAGUUUAGACCCCAUGCGAAACACUGGGUGCGAGCAGCUCAUUUUGUGCGAGUUAAUGGACCGCCUCGGUAUUUCCCAAAGUGCACAUACUGUCCGAUGAAAUGCAUUCACCAUACUUCAGCGCAGAGUUAAGGUACUACACGUUGAACUCCACUUCACUGAAGUAGAGGGGAUCUCUCGAGUAAGAAAUGGGAGAGCUUCCAGGACUACUUUUAGUGUAGGACUAGCAUUCGUUCCGUCAUUCGCUGGCGAGCGAGUCAAGCGGUCCGCCGAAAUGAGGAAAAUUUUGUGUGAAUUUGCAUUUUUGCAAGAUUGAAGACAACACUUACUUGGCGCACACAGCUGCACGUUACAUUUAACACAGGGGCGGAAGGCGUUGCUCUGACGCGGUUAGCUGCCAAGAGCAUGAGCUGUAGAACGAGAGCAGUGUAAAAGCAUCUCUCAUUAACUAGUGGCAUCUCCCUAUAUACAGAGAUCUGUAAUUAGGGAGGUGCCAUUUUCAUCGUUAUUAUUGCUUGCGAACACGAAAGAGAUGAGUAUAUAUGAAUCGGAGGAGACAACUGACAUGCAAGCGGAGCCAUGCCCGCCCGUCUCUGAGGGUUGAAGAAAGGGAAGACGUAGUCCCCGUUAUUCUUGGGAGCAUCAACUCCCGGGCGCUGUCGUAGGGAUGCUUGAUCUGCCCGAUUGGGGGGUUUACUCGAUUAAACGCAGUUGCCUUGCUAACGCCUUUGUUUCGUUAUUUUUCAUUUUCUUUGACGUCUGCCCCCAUCCUUCCGUUAAUUUCAACAUCACCGCACCUUAUAUUACAUCUUGAAAUAAUGUCUAACUCUUAGCUAGGCCUAUCAUAUUUUCCGCCAUUGUCCAGAAAGGAAUGAAAUCAACAAAUAUACGAAAGAUAAUAAACGUGGGAUAGGGGCACACUGCACACAACACGCAAACGAGGACUACAUGCAAAAAGAACGAAAAAAGAAAACCCUAAGGGGAAUUACGAAACAUGGUAUGCCAGUAAAACACUCGUCGUGCGAGGUUCUCGGGUGAGUUAACUUGCGCAAACGCACUCUGCAGGCAUGCCUAUAAACAAGGCCAGACAAGACCCGACGUCUAUGACACAGUGCCUCGGCCACGGUGCGCCUUCUGUCAGGGAUAAGUGACGCGCGCGCCUCGACGCAGGCAGCGGUGCUUGCAAUUCGGACAGCUCCGAGUCCGGCCCACGGGUGCUGUCUGCGAAGCCGCGCGAGAGAAAGGAUGGCCACAGCACGCUGACCAGACGGCGGGGAACCGCGCUUGCACUACGUUCAGUAUUUCCAAGCGACAUCGAGCACAUCAGUCUCUCUCGAAUUGCGAAUAUGCCAAAAGAUGCGGCCCACAGUCAACAUUUCGACAGGUAGUCUCGAGCCCUUUGCGCUUUGUCUUCGAUGAAGACGACUCGUGGAAUUACUGGCUGUGGCACCGUUGUCGUUCUUCCAGCAUGAGUUCCAUCUACCCGCAUUUUAUUUUUUUAUUUUUUUUGUGUCCUGAAGAAUGAGCACAUUACGGCAAGUGUUCGAGAUUGGUUGCCCAAAGGAUGCACAUCCUUAAGAGGGACCCUGUGUAGUUGACGGUGAUUAGCUUCGACAUUGAGUGGUUCAUUAACGCGCGCUGUUACAUCGGUACACAGGAACGCUUCCGCGUUCUGUCCUUGUUGCAACACAGACGGCGGGAGUCAAGCCCGAGACCUCGUGUUCGGCUGCAAGGGCGGCUUAGCAGCCACACGGCUAUCGCGGCGGUCCACGCGUAGUUUCACCGAAAUUUGCCGUUCACAUUGCGCAUCCCUCAUAAUGCGCGGACCGGUAUAGAUAGAGAAAUGCCGCGAGCGAACUUCCAGACGUCGGCCGGCGCCUCGAUGUGGGCGCGUGCCCUGUGGCCAUCCCCCUCGUUGCGUGCUGAGCACUAAGCUCAGGCUGAAUGUUCUCUGCGUCAGUAUGUGGAGUCCAGGGCUCCGUUCUCAAUGGGUGUGAUAUAUAAGUGCUAAUAAAUGGUGGACGGUCGUUACACACAUGUGGGUACCACCGCGUCCCGGUGACCCCGUCCUGUGGGCGACAAGCAAGUUCUUCAGAUGUUUACCUGUAGAAAUAAAUGUGCCAUACCCGCUCGCUUACCCUCCUCCCUGUGAAGCCCUUCGCCACUGAUGCCGCCAUAGAGCUUCGUGCAAACUUGCUAGAGGGAAGCGUGACGCUGCAGCUUUUCAACCACCGUGUGUGUAGCAACGCUGGGUAUCGGGUUGGCUCGCGCUGUGCUACGGGUGCCAGUCCUAGUUUCUUUUCACUUCACUUAUCCGGGUUCUUUUUAUAGUCUGAAGGAAUCAAGCCGCUGUCAUAAAAUUAUAUUGUGCGCCCGUUGACGCAACACUGUCACAGAGUUGUGAAAUCACGGUACCGACUAUUACUGUCCGAGGAGAUUUUACAAGAAAUAAACGUCAGCAUAGAUACUUCGCGGUGCUUCACAGCACGCAUGCAUGCUUUUAGUGAACAAUUUUCUUGUUGGAAAAGUACAGCACAGAGCAAUUUUUAGCGACGUGCUGCUGCGGCUUCAUUGCCAGAAGGCGGCAUCUACGCCGUCGUAGUCGCGUCGCGCGCCAAUCCAUCGGCCGAACCACACUCCCAAUCAUAUCCGCACUGAGCGAAUCUCUACCCACGUAGAAACUAUAGCGCCACAUUUCCCUCUAGGUCAAGCUUUAAAAAUCUCUAUGGCCGCUUUCCUUCGAAACAACGACGGUCGUCUCGAUGAUCCACUGCCAGGUUUGCCAGCCCAAGAGUCAUUCGAGCCGGUUGUGUUGCUGUACUGGCUUUUGCAAAUCCAAAAAGAACCAGCACCCUGCAAAACUGUGUGCGUUGACGAAUGGUGGAGUAAAACAAAGAAGGCAAUAAAGAAUGUGGGCACCCA